Procambarus clarkii (red swamp crayfish) is the source of this 1326-nucleotide messenger RNA. The record is from RefSeq and is a predicted model, not a curated record. NCBI's taxonomy places the organism in Eukaryota, Metazoa, Arthropoda, Malacostraca, Decapoda, Cambaridae.
AUGGCACCAAUGUCACUAUGGCACCAACGUCACUGUGGCACCAACGUCACUGUGGCACCAACGUCACUGUGGCACCAACGUCACUGUGGCACCAACGUCACUGUGGCACCAACGUCACUGGCCAACGUCACUGUGGCACCAACGUCACUAUGGCACCAACGUCACUAUGGCACCAACGUCACUGUUGCAUCAACGUCACUGUGGCACCAACAUCACUGUGGCACCAACGUCACUGUGGCACCAACGUCACUGUGGCACCAACGUCACUAUGGCACCAACGUCACUAUUGCACCAACGUCACUAUGGCACCAAUGUCACUAUGGCACCAAAGUCACUAUGGCACCAAUGUCACUAUGGCACCAAUAUCACUAUGGCACCAAAGUCACUAUGGCACCAACGUCACUAUGGCACCAAAGUCACUAUGGCACCAACGUCACUAUGGCACCAACGUCACUAUGGCACCAAAGUCACUAUGGCACCAACGUCACUAUGGCACCAACGUCACUAUGGCACCAACGUCACUAUGGCACCAACGUCAUUAUGGCACCAACGUCACUAUGGCACCAAUGUCACUAUGGCACCAAAGUCACUAUGGCACCAACGUUACUAUGGCACCAAUGUCACUAUGGCACCAAAGUCACUAUGGCACCAACGUCACUAUGGCACCAAUGUCACUAUGGCACCAAUGUCACUAUGGCACCAACGCCACUGUGCCACCAAAGUCACUAUGGCACCAACGUCACUAUGGCACCAACGUCACUAUGGCACCAACGUCACUAUGGCACCAACGUCACUAUGGCACCAAUGUCACUAUGGCACCAAUGUCACUAUGGCACCAACGCCACUGUGCCACCAAAGUCACUAUGGCACCAACGUCACUAUGGCACCAACGUCACUAUGGCACCAAAGUCACUAUGGCACCAAUGUCACUAUGGCACCAAUGUCACUAUGGCACCAACGCCACUGUGCCACCAAAGUCACUAUGGCACCAACGUUACUAUGGCACCAAUGUCACUAUGGCACCAAAGUCACUGUGGCACCAACGUCACUGUGGCACCAACGUCACUAUGGCACCAACGUCACUGUGGCACCAACGUCACUGUGGCACCAACGUCACUGUGCCACCAACGUCACUAUGGCACCAACGUCACUGUGCCACCAACGUCACUAUGGCACCAACGCCACUGUGCCACCAACGCCACUGUGCCACCAACGUCACUAUGGCACCAACGUCACUAUGGCACCAACGUCACUGUGCCACCAACGUCACUAUGGCACCAACGUCACUGUGCCACCAACGCCACUGUGCCACCAACGUCACUAUAG